CGCAUUUCGUUCGUCACAGCCUCUGCAUUUGCGGAAAAUCAGCAGAACAAGGAAGCCCUCACUCGUCCGAUCGUUUCUCGGCUUUUCCGUUUUCUCCUUUUAACGACCGGUGGCACCACCAUGGAUAAUAGAGGGAAAGAUGGCUUAUCAUCCUCCUCUGGUGCAGUUUCAUCGUAUUCCUCGUAUUCACUUGGCCCAACGGUUGGAUUCAGGUUUGAUGAGAAAGAAAUGGAAGCCAGUGGACUAUGACCAGCAUCGACGGCAGUUUCACAGUACAUUUCGUCGGACCCAUCUUUGCAUUGAGGAGAACCGUCGCAAAGCUGAGUGAUUGGAAUAUCCUGAUCACGACUUUGGCAUGUGAACACUCGCUUGUCCUGGGCCUUUUUGCAGAGCAUUUCGUCUUCACCGUGGGGACAUUGGCGUUUUCCAUCACAACGCUCAUAGGCAGGAAUGCAUUCACCACUCUUAGAACAGUGGAACAAACCGUUGCCGCAAACUUCGCAGUAAGUUUCGUCGGUGCCAUCGCUGCACUCAGCUAUUCCAUUGCAUCGUCGCCUUAUAUCUAUGCAUUGCUCGGACACAACGCAAGCAAACUGAUCAGCUGUGCAGAGAGCUCCUCCUUUAAUACCACAGCUCUUAACGUUGUAGUCGUAGUUGCAGUUUUGUGUACCGAGAACGUCAUAAACAAGCCCUUAAAGGCUAGAACUGUCUUGUAG
Messenger RNA from Haemonchus placei, 716 nucleotides. Lineage: Eukaryota; Metazoa; Nematoda; Chromadorea; Rhabditida; Trichostrongylidae. The record is from the annotation of a GenBank genome assembly.